Molecule: messenger RNA, 759 nt
Organism: Clonostachys rhizophaga
Lineage: Eukaryota; Fungi; Ascomycota; Sordariomycetes; Hypocreales; Bionectriaceae
Source: the annotation of a GenBank genome assembly
AUGGAGGUUGAAAACGGCGCUGCAGCUGGUCAGAAUGGCAGUGAUACAGGAAAAGGCUACAAGCUAAAAUUCUGCACAGUAUGUGCCAGUAACCAAAACAGAUCAAUGGAAGCACAUUUGCGCCUGUCCCAAGCAGAGUAUCCCGUGAUCUCGUUCGGAACUGGCUCGCUCGUCCGCCUACCAGGUCCAACAAUCACACAGCCCAACGUCUACCAAUUCAAUAAGACGUCAUACGACAGUAUGUACAAGGAGCUUGAAGCAAAAGAUCCACGGCUAUAUAAGAACAACGGUAUUCUCAACAUGCUUGGUAGAAAUCGCGGCGUAAAGUGGGGUCCUGAAAGAUGGCAAGACUGGCAGAUUGGUGUUCCCCGACUGCAACACGCAUCAGAUCGUGGAAGCGAGGGUACAGAAGGUGGUGUGGUGGACGUAGUCUUCACUUGUGAGGAACGUUGCUGGGACGCGGUCAUUGAUGACUUAUUAAGUAGAGGAUCACCAUUGAACCGGCCAGUGCAUGUAAUCAAUGUCGAUAUCAAGGACAAUCAUGAGGAGGCACAUGUUGGUGGGCAAGGCAUCCUUGAUCUUGCCAACUCCCUCAACGCCGCCGCCAGAAAACAGCGGGAUGCUGUUGGCGCCGCGGCGUUUGAUAGCGGCAACGCGUCAAGCAGGGCCAGCUUCGACGAGAUGGUACCCGAGAUUCUGGGAGCUUGGCAGGAGCGCUGGCCAAAUCUACCAGCUACCUGGACCCUGGCAUGGUUCUGA